UGACUAUUUUGCUGUAGGGUUGAUUAUAGUUUUGUUUGUUGCUCUCUUUUAGUGGUGCUCAUUUUACAUUUUAGGGAAGACGCGUUGGUUGACGGCAUGAUGUAAAUCUAGCAAGGGCGGCUGUUGCUUGCUUUGUUUAUUUUUGUUUACCUCCGAUCGCGUGUGUUCAGUUUGACGCGCGAAUCAUUUUCGUGCCUGAAAAUCAGGUUUCCUUAUUUGUACACACACUCAUACACCUACUGUAGUGCUCGGCGCCAUGCCCCUCGGUCCUCUGAUGAUUAGACAACCACGACAAACCUCAUCGCGUCAACGGCUAAAGAUCUUAGACCCGUUUCCAAUGAAUCCGUCCUACUGGAACGAGUACGCCGAGGACACCUUGAAUUACCUGCUCGAGAUCGAGGGGCGGUACGAUCGAUACAUGUACAAGGGACCUGACGUUGACUUCCCUAGUCAUCGUGCAACCCUCGUACAAUGGCUCGUAGAACUAUGCUAUGGCUGUUUCAGCUAUCAGCCCAAUACUCUCCAUAUUGCUGUAAACCUUUUGGAUCGGUAUCUGAGCGCUCACGGUGUUACGCUGGUGCCUUUGGACCAGCUUCAAUGUGUUGGAAUGUGCGCAUUGAUGAUCGCAGGGAAAAUGGAAGAGAACACGAUAAAACUCGAAAUAUUUGAGCUCUGCAGGCUGUGCGAUCUCUACACGCCUAGACAGAUAGCCAGCACGGAGCUGUCGAUACUCGUGGCCUUGAAGUUCGAGGUGUUGGUGUCCAGUGCCAGCGGGUUUUCGGAUUAUUUUAAGCGCGCCAUCUCUGCACCCCCCAUGGUGAUAGAGCUGAUUGAUUUUUUGUGUGAUCUUAGCCUGAUAUCCUACAAGUUCUUGGAUUUCAGCAACUCUCAGAUCGCGGCAGCAGCUGUGUGGAUAGCAUUAUGUGCGAUACACCAAGAUUGGAGCGAGGAGCUGGCAAUUCUGACGGGUUACAGCAGGACUGACCUGACACCUUGCUCAAUGUUAUUUAGAGAACUUGUAUGUUCUCAGAUUGAUACUGUGGAUUUGCGGUCCACCCUUGGUCAUAAAUAUCCGCUGGAGCAGAUACUUGCCACUCUGACGUAUGUUUUGCAAUAACCCGCUGUUGUAUAACCACACACAAAAAAGAAUAAAGUCGACCUU
Molecule: messenger RNA, 1162 nt
Organism: Gamsiella multidivaricata
Lineage: Eukaryota; Fungi; Mortierellomycota; Mortierellomycetes; Mortierellales; Mortierellaceae
Product: cyclin-like protein
Exons: 8
Coding region: 257-1117 (286 amino acids)
Biological process (GO): mitotic cell cycle phase transition; regulation of cyclin-dependent protein serine/threonine kinase activity
Cellular component (GO): nucleus; cyclin-dependent protein kinase holoenzyme complex; cytoplasm
Molecular function (GO): cyclin-dependent protein serine/threonine kinase regulator activity
Source: RefSeq, a predicted model, not a curated record